Molecule: messenger RNA, 1872 nt
Organism: Megalobrama amblycephala (Wuchang bream)
Lineage: Eukaryota; Metazoa; Chordata; Actinopteri; Cypriniformes; Xenocyprididae
Gene: dnajb9b
Product: DnaJ heat shock protein family (Hsp40) member B9b
Exons: 3
Coding region: 161-802 (213 amino acids)
Cellular component (GO): endoplasmic reticulum
Molecular function (GO): misfolded protein binding; protein-folding chaperone binding
Source: RefSeq, a predicted model, not a curated record
AUCAAAACGCUUGUAGUCAUUCGUCCCUGGAAUCAGCCAAUCGCAUCGCGAAUCGUGGUGCAGUAACUUCAGCGCUGUCACAGCGCUCAGAAAAACGAUCAGCUGUUCUGUGCUUGAUGUAACUUUGGGACAGAGAGCAUCGGUUCUGUUAACCGCAGGCAUGGCAACAGCUCAGUCAGUGUUCACCAUGGCCGUGAGCAUUCUGCUCAUCGCAGAGCUCAUUCUGGCCGAGAAAGAUUACUACGAGAUCCUGGGUGUACCCAAAGAUGCAUCUGAUCGACAGAUCAAAAAAGCCUUCCAUAAAUUAGCCAUGCGGUAUCAUCCCGAUAAAAACAAAAGCCCUGACGCAGAGGCAAAGUUCAGAGAGAUUGCUGAGGCAUAUGAAACAUUAUCAGAUGACAACCGGAGGAAGGAGUACGAUCAGAUGAGGAGCAGCCCGUUCUCCAGAGAGGGCCCGAGAGGAGGUGGUGACCGCUUCGGUCAACAUUUUAGCUUCAACUUCGACGAUAUAUUCAGAGACUCUGACACGUUCGGACACAAUCCUCACAUGCAUAAUAAAAGACAUUUCGGGAGCCACUUUCAGGCCCACAACGAAGCACACAGCAGGCACAGGAGGCACUUCCAGAACUCUUUCGGUGGUGGCAUGUUUGAUGAUAUGUUUGAGGAUAUGGAAAGGAUGUUCUCUUUUAAUGGACAACAGACUCGGACUCAAAGCACGUUUCACAGUUCCAGCAGGCAGCACUGUAGGACUGUCACACAGCGAAGGGGCAACAUGGUUACAACAUUCACCGAAUGCUCCUGAGUUAAUGCACACACGGAAAUGUCUUCCAGCUGUCUUGAUUGAAACUUAAAUGAAUGUCGUUUCGCUUUUUUGUGUUUCGGAUCAGUACUUAUGACCUCUUUAAAGUCUUCUGCAAGAAUUACACAUUACUGGACGAAACAUCCUCAGUUCAGGGAUCCUAAAUCUGACUUUAGACAAAAUUCACCAUUCACAACAUAAUAAUGUUAUCAACAGUUUUUUGACUGUGAACAUGAUGACCUGCCCCCCUUCUAUAUUUUGGCAUUUAUAAACUAACUUUCUUGUCUUUUGUCAAGAUUUAGGGUCCUUAAAGCAUAUUUAGGGACUUUCACAUUUACUUCUGAGGCCUUUAAAACACAACAUAAAGUGCCGCUGCGUGGAUUAUUUGUUAUUUUCAGCCUGUUUUAGCUUAUUUUGAAAGAUCCUAGAACCUUGAACCUAUUUGAGACAUGUACAUGAUCACUAGAAAACAUUCAUAGUGGUUUCAAAGUUAAGAGCGGCUGGAAGUGUGUAAAUGUUUUGUUUGCUUGAUGUUGCACAAUGUCGAAAAAGACAAACUCACUUCAAUUUCUUUUUUUGUUUACCGUCAUGUCCAUUGCAAGCAUGUUACACAAUUUGUAUAUCUUCCAUCGUAUCAUCUCGGCUAACAUGACACCAGAGCAAGUGGCUCUUUUGAAGGGGAAGUCCCUUACAUGUGCAAUAAUUAUUCAAAUCUUGCUGGUGGGGGAUCCUGUUAGCUGUAGGGCUUUCCUGAAAAAAAGAAAGAAAAAAGCAGCUAUAUAGAAUGACAUGAAAUGCCGUGCUAAAAAACGGUUACUGUUUCUGUUUGGUAUCAUGUUAAAUUUCCAUGUGAAUGGGAAGGUUUUAAUCAAUUACCUGGGGCACUUGUACAAAAAGCCAUGUACAAUCAUUCAUUUUCAUAAAAAUAACUAUUGAACGACAACAAAAUUUUAUUGUACACUCCCUAUAGCUCCGUAAAUUUGGCCGUCCAAACAUCUUAGCUAUAGUAUAACACUUCUGUCAAUUAAUCUGAAUACUUUUAUUUCUGUGCCAAUAAACAAUUACCUCAUCAA